Messenger RNA from Xenopus laevis (African clawed frog), 3321 nucleotides. RefSeq lists its product as uncharacterized. The transcript is spliced from 2 exons. Lineage: Eukaryota; Metazoa; Chordata; Amphibia; Anura; Pipidae. The record is from RefSeq and is a predicted model, not a curated record. Bases 408 to 1082 code for a protein of 224 amino acids.
ACCACACCUAGUGCUGCUCCAAAGUACUUUUUCCAUGUAGAGAAAUUGCAAAGAGAGAUGAACAACGGACAGGAGGGGACUGAGGGGAAGGGGCAUUUACAGGACUGAAUGAAUGAAAGUGGAGGAACAAUCAGUAAGAUGGUGAUAUUGUUGGUUCUGUGAGACUGGCAUGUGGAAGGGCACAGACCAGGGAAGAGCAGCUGAAGACAAAGGCCCUUUGGAAACAUACUCUGCCUGUCUGGAACUGCAUCAGAAGAAGAAAUAAGUUCCUGAGUAGAAAGAGAUGAUGUGAAUGUGAUUAAAUGAAGGAGGCUGAAAAGAAGCUGUCCCAAGGAGGAAGGGGGGAGCUGCUGUGAAAAAAAGAUUCCUAGAAAACAGAGAACAGCAGCACAAAAACAAGGGGAAAGAUGUUUCUCCAUCGGUCUUUACAGUGGCCGUCUACUCCUACCUUCCUAUCGAAGCUUUUCCAUACUUCUCAGAGUACUCCACCUACCACUUACAGCCCACAGGAAAAAUCCAAGCAUUGGCAGUUUCCAGUAAUACCUCUGCCCAAUCUGUCUACUUUACGAUCUCUUCUUUCAAGCCCGAAGGAUGAAAGUGACAGUGGAGCUUCAUUUUCUUUUAGCAGUGCUCAACAUUUACAGAUCUGCAUCAAUCUAGUCUAUCAUAUAUUUGACAUCUGCACUUUAGGAUGCCUCUGGCUCUUUUCCCCAGUUUUUCAAGUGACCCUGGAUAUAUUUGGUAUACGUGGAGCCAUAAAACUUUGGAUCCAUGGUCUUGCCAUUUUCUUAGCCACAACAUAUGGCAUGUAUUUAGUGCUGUGGCUGGCUCAAGAGUAUCUUUUCCAGCUUGCCUCUCUGUAUGGCCUCCUACAGACAUUAGUGUUAACGGUUAGUCUAAGGGCUGACAGAGAUCAGGAGAAAGCAAAAGAGGAAAACGAAGCAGAACAGGUGGAAGAAUCUGUAGAGGAGAGAGAGCAAGGAGAGGACAGAUGGGCUGGAGGAAGUGAGGAAGAAGGAGGAGAUUCUGAUGAUGGGUGGGAGAGUGAAGGAGAAGUAGAAGAAAAAGUGGGCACUGAUUGAAUUCAUAUAUAUGUGUUGAAGGGUCCAAUAAUUGUUCUUCCAGUUUUAUGUACAUUCUACAUUCUACAUUGUGGAGGAAACGAUUUCCCUGGUUUAAAAGGUUCUUAAUUUUAAAUAAGGGAUGUUCCCUAAAAUGAUCACAGAAAUAGGAACUUCAUUGUUCCAAAAGGCGUUCAAAGGUGCACUCAUUCUUAAAUCAGCAAGUUGCUUUCUAGAAAAAAGAUAUGCAUUAUCAUUUAGUGGAUUUUCUUUUAAGGCAGUGUCCUUCUUGACAAAUGAGCACCUUAGAAGUCAAAAUGUAUUUAUGGUUUAAAACAUAUAUUUUUUAAAUAUUUUUAUAACUGUAUGUGUUUUAUGGAUAUAUAUGAAAUUCAAAUUGUAUUGUGGGGAGGACCAGCGCUCAUAAGCAAGAGAAUUAGACAAUAAUAAUUAUCUUGCUUAUGAGCGCUGGUCCUCUCCACAAUACAAUUUGAAUUUCAUUACGAGUCUGAGGGAGAACAGACAAUUUUCUGGAUCGGCAGAGAAAAUCGGACCACAGGGACCUUCAAUAUCCUUUCUUGUAUUAUGGAUAUAUAUUGUUUAUGUUGUACACUGGCGAUCUAGAACCCCACAAAUUGAGCAGAAUGUUUUACAGUUUGAGUGUAAAAGAAAGAAAUUCUGGCACAACCAGAACAUGCUGGGACUCUUUAAUGAAAUGGGACCAGAAUACAUUUUCAUUUAGAAAAGAAUAGACCGGAGGGGCCAAGAUGCAGGAUCAGAAUGAAUGAGUGGUGAAGCAGUGGAGCUGCAAUCUAACAGUGAAAAAAAAUAUCUGCAUCAUUUGUUAAAAGGUUCGGCAGGGGUCUAUAAGAGGAACCAGGAAGUCGAGCUCGGGCGGGUGUGGUUAGGGAAAAGCCCGACCCACACAAGGAGUGAGGAUAGCAAACCAAAUGAAUAGUGACUCCACUAAAUGUAUCAUUCAAUGUAAACCAAAGAUUACAACAGAAAUGUAAUUAUAUAUAUAUAUAUAUGAUUUAAUCAGUUCCAGUGUUAGUCUCGGUCUAGAGUUUGCUGGAGUCUGUAUGUCUGAUCAUCCAGCAGACUGUCACCAUUUAAUUGUUGUGAAGGCAACUGAAAGCUGGAAUUUUCCGAGUAUAUAUGUUUGUAUUUAUAUACCCCCUACUUGGAAACUCUGUGAGGUACAUUUAAAAUAUGUUACAUUAAUAGAAUUACUGGGAACAAUCCAAUAAUUGAAUAAAACAAAAAUACAAUGACAUUCAUAAUUAAGUGGUAAGAGGCUGUUUAGCUGAAUGUAUGUUUUCGAGCUGCUAUUUAUACACAAUGCUGUACAUAGAGUUUAUUCGGUACAAAGAGUCGGCUGCUCCUGCUGCCGUAGAUGUUUGUUUUUGGAGCUUGCAGCACAGGUGAAACCAGGCCCCUCUGUUUCAGAAAUAUAGGGGGUGAUUCACUAAGCAGCGAAAAUGCGCCAGCGACGCCUUUGCCACACUUCGCCAGGCGUAUUUUCGCCAGCGCUGCGCAAAUUCACUAAAAUCCGAAGUUGCGCUCAGGGGUAGCGUAAGGUUGCGAAGUUGCGCUAGCGUUAAUUGGCGAAGUUACGCCAGCGUUAGUCACUUCGAACUUUAGUGAAUUUGGGCCAUAGUCUUAACGUACUGAGCCGCUUGCAUGAAUACAAGUUAUUACUGUGAAUGUUUAGGAUGUGCAACCAGUGUUUGACUGAAAUUUAUACAAUAUGGACUAGUAAAUAUAUGCAUCCCCUGUGGCAUCAUUUUUUCAGCCUUGUGGAAUAAAUUCUUUCAGCAUACAUUCUCACUUGCCAUAAAUGAAAGGAUUUCUAUAAGGAAGAUUUCAUGAAAAAAAGCAGACAUGCUGCUUGGUUGCAGAAAACAAACUCUCCAAAGCACAAACAACCGUGAGCACAAAGUUUUCUACUGCGGCAUUUAAUUUACAGGGGCAUGUCAUGUCAACACACGAGGGCCAUGUAACAUUGGACUACUGGUGAAAAUGAUAUGUUGCUUUAAAUCAGCUCUGUUAUGUACAUUAAGCAUGCUUUGGGAAAUGUUUUAAAAGGCUACUUUGUAGUUAUACAUGUUUACCUUCUUUUAUUGAAGCACAAUAUGAAUCACGAACAGAAGAAUAUACAAUGUAUAACUUUGAGAAUACCAGGAGACCUACAGUUGGACCUCUGUAAAAACACAGUGCAGAACCUCAUCAGUUUAAAAUAAAACAUACAUGUACACCA